CUAUUCGCUUGCUAGUUAACGUUGGCUAAGCUGCAUCUGGUUAUCCAGUAACUGCUAGUCUUAAACUUGUUAGCUGUGCUGCGUGAUUAAUAGAUAUUGAGCAAGGUUAACAUAGCUAGCAAGCUAUAUAUCUUAUAGUUACUAACGUUAGUUUGCGUUCUUUCGGAUAAUAUCUGCAUAGCUAACGUUACUUACUUUGUCUCUCUUAGCCUGCUGAGUUAUCUAAAUUGUUUUUAGACGUUUCAGAUGGCUGUAUGACUAGUUCGCUAGCCAUUUAGCUACUACAGAUGUUCGCAGUGUCUUGGAGGCUUUAGUGUGUGUGUUGCAGUUAGCUGUAGGCAGUUAGCGAGCUACACCUCGGUGUCGCUUUUUUCUUUGUUAGUCUAACGUUAGCUACCUUGGAACUAGCUUGCCCGCCAGACAGAAACAAACCGCUAGUUAGCUAUGACACGGCGGUGCCAAAACAACGUAGUUAACGUUAGUUACCGUCAGAAGGUUUCGUUGUUAAUGUUUAACUCGCCCUUUCCAUUUCGCUAGAAUACUUAGAUUAUCUCUACGCUGUAGUUAGUUGUCUUGCGAGCUUUUUGUCUUGUCAUGCUUUGUUAAACAUUAGUAUUUUGAACGGGUUGGUUAACAUUAACAUUAUGAUUUGUAUUUGGAUAACUACCACUGAUACACAUUGUCAUUGAACACUGCUUUCCAUGUGUUUACAUACGAAGCGGAUGUUGCCUGUGAUGGCUACACGUAGUGGCAUUUUAGAGAAUACAAAUCAAAAUCAAGAGUCUGCUGCAUUGUCAAAUUUCAAAUGGAAAAUUCUUCGCGUGGUCAACAACCGCAGUGCACUUCGCGAGCUAGUUGGCUAACUAGGUAGAAGAUGCUCUAUCGUACCUUGAUCAGGUGAAAAUACGCUUCGGGAAUGACCCUGGGAUAUACAACAAAUUCCUGGACAUUAUGAAAGAAUUCAAGUCGCAAAGCAUUGACACACCUGGGGUCAUUAAUCGAGUGUCCCAGCUGUUCCAUGGUCAUCCAGACCUGGUCUUGGGGUUCAAUGCCUUCUUACCCCCAGGAUACCGGAUAGAGAUUCCCAAGAAUGGGGUGGUGUCCCUUCAAUCGCCACUGUCUGCCCAGGUGUCCCCUGGCCAGACCAGGAGCGUGGCGACCGUUGCAGUGGGUGUGGCUGGGGGAAUCUCUGCCUCGCCCCCAGCAGGUGCUGGCUGCACUCAGGAUGAGGCGGCAGCCUCGCUGGACUCUGCCCCUUCGUCCUCUGGCAUCCCCGAACCGCCCAAUAGGCUUUCCUUGGCCCUGCCCAGCCAGGAAGGGCAGUCCGGGCCCCUCCCUUCCUCCUCGUCCCCGCUGUGUUCAGAGCCCAGUCCCGUGGAGUUUGACAGUGCAAUCAGCUAUGUGAACAAGAUCAAAAACCGCUUCCUAGACCAUCCAGAAAUUUACAGAUCCUUCCUGGAGAUACUACACACUUACCAGAAAGAGCAACUGGAGAUGAAGGAAACGCGGGGUCGUGGAGGAGGGGGCAUGACUGAGGAUGAGGUCUUCUCAAAGGUGGCGAGCCUCUUCAAGGGCCAGGAGGAUCUGCUGGCCGAAUUUGGACAGUUCUUGCCAGACGCCAAGAGAUCAUUGUUCACGGGCAGUUCGCUAACGGGGAAAGACCACCUCAAGAAGAUGGAAGACGAGGACUUGGCCAAACAGAGCAAGAAGAGGUCCCGGCCUAUGCUGAUGCCCCACAUGACUCCACUGCUAAAGAAAAAAAUGAAGCUGUCGUGUUCGAAAGACCAGUCCUUUGCUGCUGUUGGAAAGCAUGGAGUUUUACGGGAGUUCACAUUUUUCGACAAGGUCCGGCGCUUGUUCAAGAGCCAGGAGGUUUACGAGAACUUCCUGCGCUGCAUUGCCCUCUUCAACCAGGAGGUGGUGUCGGGCGCCGAGCUGCUGCAACUGGUCACGCCGUUCCUGGGGAAGUUUCCGGAGCUGUACACCCAGUUCAAGUCCUUUCUUGGGGACAAAGAGCUCUCUCACUCCUUGUCCGGGCUGUCGGACCGCUACAUGGAGGGCGGCGGCCGGGAGAUCGAUUACGCCUCCUGCAAACGCCUGGGCUCCAGCUACAGGGCGCUGCCCAAGACCUACCAGCAGCCCAAGUGUAGCGGACGCACUGCCAUCUGCAAGGAGGUGCUGAACGACACGUGGGUGUCGUUUCCCUCGUGGUCAGAGGACUCCACCUUCGUCAGCUCCAAGAAGACGCCGUACGAGGAACAGCUCCACCGCUGCGAGGACGAGAGGUUCGAGCUGGACGUGGUCCUGGAGACCAACCUGGCCACCAUCCGGGUGCUGGAGAGCGUGCAGAAGAAGCUGUCGCGCCUCUCCCCGGAGGACCAGGACCGCUUCCGGCUGGACGACUGCCUGGGCGGCACCUCCGAGGUCAUCCAGCGCCGCGCCGUCUACCGCAUCUACGGCGACAAGGCGCCCGAGGUCAUCGAGGGCCUGAAGAGGAACCCCGUCACCGCCGUGCCGCUGGUGCUCAAGAGGCUGAAGGCCAAGGAGGAGGAGUGGCGGGAGGCCCAGCAGGGCUUCAACAAGAUCUGGCGGGAGCAGUACGAGAAGGCCUACCUCAAGUCCCUGGACCACCAGGGCGUCAACUUCAAGCAGAACGACAUCAAGGCUCUGCGGUCCAAGAGCCUGCUCAACGAGAUCGAGAGCGUCUACGACGAGAGGCAAGAGCAGAGCACGGAGGAGGGGGGCGUGGGCCAGCAGGGCCGCGACGGCGGCGGCGGCUCCGGGGGGGCCGUCAGCGAGCCCCACAUGGUCUUCACCUACGAGGACAAGCAGAUCCUGGAGGACGCCGCCUCGCUGAUCAUCUACCACGUCAAGCGCCAGCCCACCAUCCACAAGGACGACAAGGACCACAUCAAGCGCAUCGUGCAGCACUUCGUCCCCGACCUCUUCUUCGCCCGCCGCGGGGAGCUGAGCGAGACCGAGGAGUGGACGGACGAGGAGGCCGACGCCGAGGAGGGGGUCGGAGCGGGUGGAGGUGGAGGUGGAGGAGGAGUCGGAGUCGGAAUCGGAGGGGGCGGCGGCGGCGGCAGCGGAGGGCCGGGGGCGGGGGGACCGCCGGGAGGAGGAGGAGGAGGAGGAGGAGGCCCGCAGCUGAACGGGGAGUCCAGGAGGAGGCGCUGCGUCUCGCCCCACAACGCGGAGCCCAGCCCCCCCGGCAGCCUGGCGCUGGGCGGGGAGAAGCUGGACCUGCGCGACCCCGAGGCCGAGCACCAGAAGGAGCUGGACGACGUCUACAACCUCUUCUUCCUCAACAACAACUGGUACUUCUUCCUGCGGCUGCACCAGACGCUGUGCGCGCGGCUGCUGCGGGUCUACCGCCAGGCCGAGAGGCAGCUGCUGGAGCGGCGGGCCGAGCAGGACCGGGAGAGGAUCCUCCAGGCCGAGGGCCGCCGGGACAAAGCCAGCGACCUGGCCAUGGAGCUGCGACUCAAACAGCCCAGCGAAGUCGAGCUGGAGGAGUACUACCCGGCCUUCCUGGACAUGGUCCGUAACCUCCUGGACGGGAACCUGGACUCCACGCAGUACGAGGACACGCUGCGAGAGAUGUUCACCAUCCACGCCUACAUCGGCUUCACCAUCGACAAGCUCAUCCAGAACAUCAUCAGACAGCUGCAGCACCUGGUGAGCGACGAGGUGUGCCUGCAGGUGGCCGAGCUCUACCUGGCCGAGCGCAAGAGGGGCGCGGCCGGGGGGAACCUGUCCUCGCAGUGCGUGCGCGCCGCCUGGGAGACCAGCUACCAGUGGAAGGCCGAGAGGGUCAUGGCCGACGAGAACUGCUUCAAGGUGAUGUUCAUCCAGAGGAAAGGUCAGGUGACUAUGACAAUCGAGCUGCUGGACACCGAGGAAGCACAAGCCGACGACCCGCUGGACGUCCAGUACCUGUCCAGUUACAUUGAGCAGUUUGUUGGGACGGAGUCGGCACUGUGCGCUCAGUCAGAGGGAUUCUGCUUCAAACCAGUCUUCCUGCCCAGGAACCUGCGGCGUUUCCGGCGCUGGCAGCUGCGGCAGAUGGAGGCCAUGCGCUGUCGCCGGGAGUGGCGCCGGCAGCUGGGCGUGGAGACGGCCGGCAGCCUGGACUGCCGCUUCAAGCUGCACUCCCACAAGAUGGUGUUCGUCAUGAACUCCGAGGACUACAUGUACCGCCGGGGGGCCCUCGUCAAAGCCAGGAAGGCCCAGCACGCCGUGGCGCGGGCGCAGCACGAGCGCUUCGACCGGUGGCACCAGGGCUGGCUGGCGGAGCACGUGCCCCCAUCGGCGGAGCGAGCCGUGCAGGACUGGCUCAUGGGCGAGGAGGAGGAGGAGAUGAUCCCCUGCAAGACCACCUGCCUCACCAGGCAGGUCAACGGCCUGCCCGUCAACCGGUACCAGGUCCGCUACAGCAGCAAGCCCCCCGCCUCGCCCUAAACAGCCACCGCCCCCCCUCCGCCAACCGCCCCUGAAACAACCGCCCCCCACCCGCCCCUUUCACACACGUACAGAAGAGACCGUGCACAUGAACCGACACACAGACACGCACGCACAAGAUGGAGCAGGAGAGGCCGAGGAGGCGGGCCCCAGAGGUGCCGGGGGGGGCCGCGUGGCCGGCGCCAAGACGCGGAGCCGGAACCCGGACCCGGACCGGGAGUGAAACUCGGAAGAAAGGCAAAAGCCGCCCCAGCUUUCAGGAAGCCCCUCAUCUUCCGCCCCCACCGCUUCUCUCAUCUCUCCUGAAAUCGACCUGCGAACAGCCGCACAAAAAAAAAACUCAUCCAGUUUGUUCGAGGAAUGUGAAGAAUCUUUUUAAAUGUAGUUUUUAGCUUCACGAGCCUGAGUGUGUGUUGUUUAUAUUUGUAUAUGUUUCUACUGGAAGAGACAGAUAAGAUGAAAGAGUACAGCUGGUGUUUGUACAGGAUACUAAUUCAAGCAUACUUAUAUAAAUAUAUGUAUACAUGCAUAUAUACAGUAUAGAUACAUAAGGAAAUAACGUGAUACUGUGGCAUUUUUGCUGGCAGCCAGUUCCUUAAUACAUCCAUUACUUUGUUUUCCUUGUAACUGAAUAAUCAUAUCCCAGGCUGUGUCCAUCAUGUGACGACUUUUCAAGGCAUUUGUUUGUACUUCAGCUGUGUUAAACCUCCAAAUUAUGUACAUCCGUGAUUUCAUCAGGUCCUGCUUGAAGGAUGCUGUCAUUUUUACACAUUAAAGCUGAAAAUGAACAAAAAAAAUCAGUGGUGGAAAAGAAUGUAAACCAUUUCCUUACCCUGUUGAAGUUUAUCAUGAAAUAAACCACAUAGGUGUAAACUUCUAAACCCAA
This is a messenger RNA of Anguilla anguilla (European eel), 5350 nucleotides long. RefSeq names its product SIN3 transcription regulator family member B (gene sin3b). Gene Ontology annotation, biological process: negative regulation of transcription by RNA polymerase II. Gene Ontology annotation, cellular component: chromatin. Gene Ontology annotation, molecular function: transcription corepressor activity. Lineage: Eukaryota; Metazoa; Chordata; Actinopteri; Anguilliformes; Anguillidae. The transcript is spliced from 19 exons. The record is from RefSeq and is a predicted model, not a curated record. The coding region runs from base 952 to 4464 and encodes 1170 amino acids.